Molecule: messenger RNA, 258 nt
Organism: Menidia menidia (Atlantic silverside)
Lineage: Eukaryota; Metazoa; Chordata; Actinopteri; Atheriniformes; Atherinopsidae
Source: the annotation of a GenBank genome assembly
UUGGUUCUACAGGGCUCCGGUAAGAAAGUGCCUCCUGCAACUCAGCUGAUGAGAGUGAAGCAGCCAGGGUCCCACUCAGCAAUGAAAAGGGAGAAGAGGUUCAGCACUUCUUCAUUUCCCCUCAGUGCUAACAGAGAACUGCAGAAACUAGCUGCACUGGCAGGUAUUUCAUUUGUAUCAGCCUUCGUCUCUAUUGGUCCGUACCACAGUGAGCUCAGCCAAUCACCCGGCUCCCCAGUUGCUUACAUCACUAACUAG